Vombatus ursinus (common wombat) is the source of this 2005-nucleotide messenger RNA. It is a transcript of the gene SAG, whose product is annotated as S-antigen visual arrestin. NCBI's taxonomy places the organism in Eukaryota, Metazoa, Chordata, Mammalia, Diprotodontia, Vombatidae. The record is from RefSeq and is a predicted model, not a curated record. Gene Ontology annotation, molecular function: G protein-coupled receptor binding. Gene Ontology annotation, biological process: G protein-coupled receptor internalization; signal transduction. Gene Ontology annotation, cellular component: photoreceptor inner segment; photoreceptor outer segment. The coding region runs from base 203 to 1417 and encodes 404 amino acids. The transcript is spliced from 17 exons.
GGCUAACCAGCUACUGUUCAUCUGGUCAGUGUGAACCCUUGCCUCUUCCCCGUUUAAGGUUGCACUCUGUGAUAACGAACACUACCUACUCAGACCGACCACAGGAAUCCCUGGAAGCCCGGCCUCGGUGCCCAAGAUCGUCCAUCUCUGGCAGAUACCUGGGAUCUUUGGCACCUGAAGGCCUCCCAGACUCCCUUCUAAGAUGGCAACCGGCAUGAAGAAUGCCCCAAACCACGUCAUCUUCAAGAAGGUCUCCCGGGACAAGUCGGUGACCAUCUACCUGGGGAAGAGGGACUACAUCGACCACGUGGAUCAGGUGGAGCCCGUGGAUGGCGUCGUCCUGGUCGAUCCUGAGCUCGUGAAAGGGAAGAAAGUCUUUGUGUCUCUGACGUGUGCGUUCCGCUACGGCCAGGAAGACAUCGAUGUCAUCGGCCUGACCUUCCGCAGAGACCUGUAUUUCUCCAGGGUGCAAGCGUACCCUCCCAUCAACACAGGGAAUGCACCAACCAAACUGCAGGACAGCCUGCUGAAGAAGCUGGGGAUCAACGCUUACCCUUUUCUUCUCACAUUUCCUGACUACUUGCCCUGCUCAGUGGCUCUUCAGCCGGCUCCUCAAGACGUGGGCAAGUGCUGCGGAGUAGACUUUGAGGUGAAAGCCUACGCCACAGACAUCACAGACACGGAGGAGGAAAGAGUGCCCAAAAAGAGCUCUGUCCGCCUGCUGAUCCGCAAAGUCCAGCAUGCCCCUCCUGAAAUGGGACCCCAGCCCCAAAUGGAGACAGCCUGGCAGUUCUUCAUGUCCGACAAGCCUCUGCACCUGGCCAUCUCUCUCACCAAGGAGAUCUAUUUCCAUGGCGAGCCAAUUCCUGUGACCGUGAGUGUGACCAAUAACACAGAGAAGACCGUGAAGAAGAUUAAAGUGUUAGUGGAACAAGUCGCCAACGUGGUCCUGUAUUCGAGUGACUACUACGUCAAACCUGUAGCCACAGAGGAGGCCCAUGAAAAAGUGCCACCAAACGGAACCUUAACAAAGACAUUGACGCUUACCCCCUUGCUCGCUAAUAAUCGAGAAAGGCGGGGCAUUGCCCUGGAUGGCAAAAUCAAGCACGAAGAUACAAACUUGGCUUCCAGCACCAUCAUUAAGGAGGGUAUAGACAGAACAGUGCUGGGAAUCCUGGUGGCUUAUCAGAUCAAAGUGAAGCUCACCGUCUCUGGCUUUCUGGGAGACCUCACCUCUAGCGAAGUGUGCACCGACUUACCGUUCCGCCUCAUGCAUCCCCAGCCUACAGAUCCAGCCAAGGAAAGCUCAAUGGGUGAAGAUCUGGUCUUUGAGGAGUUCGCUCGUCAAAAUCUGAAAGACGUGGCUGAUCAUGAAGAAGAAAAGAAAGAUAAAGAAGCACGAGCGACUGAUGACUGAAUGGAAUGACGACUGAGUGGUGUUAGUGCAGAGAAUGUAGUUCAUAGGAGUGUAGCUCCAGAUCUAAUUCACCUGAAAGCUCAUUUAGUCCAACCACCUCAUUUUACAGAGCAAGAGCUAAGGCCCCAUAUUUCCUUCAGUGUUGUAAAAGUGAAACAAACUUAGUUACGUGGAGUCAUAAUCUCAUCUAUCCCUUUAGGAGGCAUACCUCGUUAAACUGGCUCUCUAGGUAAACUAAGUCAGUUUAUAGAUUAAACCACUUAGAGGGCUCAGAAAGUGCUAAUUUGAGAGGGGCGGUUUGCGUAUCAUCCAGGUCCACAAGAAAGUUCAGUGAACAUGAACACCCUGAAACUAACCAGCCAGCCACCCAAGAAGCCCAAGGAAUCCAGUAAAGAUCACUGAUAUUCAAUAAUAUCAAGUUGAGUGAUUUGCCCAAAGUCACCAAGGGUCUUCCUCCAGACCCCUCAAUGGCACACGCUGCCGUCCAGGCCAGCACAGGAAGCAGGAGAGCCAAGACAAAGGAAAGACGUAGUUUGUAUCGUCGUGAACUUUCCCCUCCCCCACUGCUCAAAUAAAUAAAGUUUGAAU